Lepidothrix coronata (blue-crowned manakin) is the source of this 6381-nucleotide messenger RNA. RefSeq names its product ADAM metallopeptidase domain 22 (gene ADAM22). Gene Ontology annotation, biological process: proteolysis. The record is from RefSeq and is a predicted model, not a curated record. The coding region runs from base 204 to 2549 and encodes 781 amino acids. Gene Ontology annotation, molecular function: metalloendopeptidase activity. Gene Ontology annotation, cellular component: postsynaptic density membrane. Lineage: Eukaryota; Metazoa; Chordata; Aves; Passeriformes; Pipridae. The transcript is spliced from 30 exons.
AUAAUGGGUCACCUGCAGGCGGCUGUGUGAAGCAUCAACAUAGCUAUAGUGACCUGCUGUCUUCUGAGUAUCUUGAGAGGCAUAUCGAGCAAGGUGGGAAGACAGUGGAAGUUAAAGGAGGAGAACAUUGCUAUUAUCAGGGAAAAAUUCGAGGAAAUCCUGUAUCAUUUGUUGCCUUGUCAACAUGCCAUGGAUUACAUGGGAUGUUCUAUGAUGGAAAUCAUACUUACCUUAUUGAGCCAGAUGAGAACUACACUUCAGAUGAUGACUUCCAUUUCCACUCUGUUUACAAAUCCAAGUUGUUUGAGUUUCCUUCUGAUGACCUACCAUCUGAGUUCUGGCAGAUGAAUGCUACAUCACAGAAUUUUGUUGUAAGGCCAAGACACAAAAGAAGGAAAAGGCAGGUUCGUCAGAUUCCACGUAAAGUUGAAGAAGAAACAAAAUACAUUGAGUUAAUGAUUGUAAAUGAUCAUCUAAUGUGUAAGAAGCACCGCUUGUCAGUCGGCCAUACUAACAGCUAUGCUAAAUCAGUUGUGAACAUGGCAGAUUUAAUAUAUAAAGAACAACUUAACACCAGGAUAGUAUUGGUUGCCAUGGAAACCUGGGCUACUGAUAACAAGUUCACCAUAUCUGAAAAUCCCUUGGUGACCCUGCGUGAGUUUAUGAAAUAUAGGAGGGAUUUUAUCAGAGAGAAAAGUGACGCAGUUCACCUUUUUUCGGGGAGUCGAUUUCAGAGCAGUCGAAGUGGAAUAGCCCACACGGGUGGAAUCUGCUCCUUGCUUAAAGGCGGAGGUGUGAAUGAGUUUGGAAAGCCAGACUUGAUGGCAGUUACCCUGGCACAGACCUUGGCCCAAAACAUUGGCAUUUUCUCAGACAGAAGAAAAAUUAUAAGUGGUGAGUGUAAGUGUGAGGACAUGUGGUCUGGAUGCAUAAUGGGAGAUAUGGGGUACUAUCUUCCAAGCAAGUUCUCUGAGUGUGAUAUUGAAGAGUAUCAUGAAUUUUUAAACAAUGGAGGUGGUGCCUGCCUUUUCAAUAAACCAACCAAACUUCUGGAUCCUCCAGAAUGUGGCAAUGGCUUUGUGGAAGAUGGAGAAGAAUGUGACUGUGGGACAAUAGCAGAGUGUGCCAGUGAAGGAGGAGAGUGCUGCAACACUUGCACCCUGACAGCGGGCUCCCAGUGCAGCAACGGGCUUUGCUGUCGGAAGUGCCGGUUUGAACCUAAAGGAGUUUUGUGUCGAGAAGCGGUGAAUGAUUGUGAUAUUGCAGAGAACUGCACAGGAAAUUCUAGUCAGUGUUCUCCUAAUAUUCAUAAAAUGGAUGGAUAUUCAUGUGAUAACAAACAGGGUAUUUGUUUUGGAGGAAGAUGUAAAACCAGGGACCGGCAAUGUAAAUAUAUCUGGGGUGAAAAAGUGACGGCUGCUGACAGGUACUGCUAUGAGAAGCUGAAUAUUGAAGGAACUGAGAAAGGAAACUGUGGAAGAGACAAAGAGUCUUGGAUACAGUGCAAUAAACAAGAUGUGCUUUGUGGAUACCUUCUAUGCUCCAAUAUAUCCAGUGUGCCCAGACUUGGAGAACUUGAUGGUGAAAUCACAACAUCCAUCUUGCACUUUGGAAGAGUCUACAAUUGCAGUGGUGGCCAUGUGAAGCUUGAUGAGGAGACGGACCUGGGAUACGUAGAGAACGGGACACCGUGUGGGCCCAACAUGGUGUGCCUUGACCAUCGCUGCCUCCCCACUGAGGCCUUCAACUUCAGCACCUGCCCAGGCACUACAGACAGACAGAUUUGCUCAGGACAUGGUGUUUGUAGCAAUGAAAUAAAGUGCGUCUGUGACCGAUUCUGGGGAGGAGACGACUGCAGUUCUCGCAUCAAAGAUUAUCUGUUUUUUGAUAAAGAUGCCAUCAAUAAAGGUGUGGUUAGCACAAAUAUAAUAAUAGGGGCUAUUGCUGGCACCAUUUUAGUGUUGGCUCUCGUUUUAGGAAUAACUGGUUGGGGUUACAAAAACUACAGAAGACAGAGACAAAUACCCCAGGGAGAUUAUGUAAAAAAGCCGGGAGAGGCCGACUCUUUUUAUAGCGACAUGCCUCCUGGAGUCAGCACAAACUCUGCAUCUAGUUCUAAGAAGAGGUCAAAUGGAUUAUCUCAUUCCUGGAGUGAAAGGAUCCCAGACACAAAACAUAUUUCAGACAUUUGUGAAAAUGGGAGGCCUAGGAGUAAUUCUUGGCAAGGUAAUAUAGGAGGAAACAGAAAGAAAGUCAGAGGCAAAAGAUUUAGGCCACGGUCUAAUUCAACUGACCGGGUAACCCAUGCAUCUGAGCCUGGGCUUUCUCUCGCCCACCAAACCCCUGCCCAAGGCAUAAGCUCAGGGGGUUCUGACCACCCCCAAACAGGGAGUCUGGAUCACAGGACACUGUCUCCUGCAAAGUCUCCAUCUUCAUCCACUGGAUCUAUUGCUUCCAGCAGAAAAUAUCCUUACCCGAUGCCACCACUUCCUGAUGAAGAGAAAAAAGCCAACAGGCAAAGUGCCAGGCUAUGGGAGACAUCCAUCUAGCUGCACUGUUUUCCUGGGGUCACAUCAGAACUGUUUACUUUGGAUUUUAUAGAAACUCAGCAUCACUGAGUCAUUGCACAUUCAUCUGCUCUUCAGACAAUUUGAAAGAUCAACAGAGAUGCCCUUGAUCGCAGUGAGAACUUCCUCUCAUCUGGAAGGAAAAAAAGCAGUCUUUUUUUUUUCUUUUUUGUUGACUAGUAUUUUACGGAUUUGAUGAACAACCAAAAUCAUAACUAAUAUCAUAAUUAAUAGAGGAUAAUUAGCCCGGAUGUGACAAGGCUAUGCCGCAUGGUGACAGAUACACUUACCUAGAAUCCCAACUGCAGUCCAUUUACCAGUCCUGAAUAAGAGAGGUGUUUCUCUGGUUUGUUGCAGUCCCGAGUCAGACCAAAAUGGAACUGGGAAUGUGCCUCCCGGAGAGCCCAGACGAUGUAAACUUGUACGCUGUAUGCAUGAACCUUGUGUUCUUUACUUUCCACAUGUAAGGGAUAAACAACAUGCUGUAGUAGAGAUUAGCAUGCAGGAGUAAGAAAUGUAGGAUUUUUUUUGUGACAGGAUUUCAAGCUUUGAAAGGCAACUAUUUGACACAAAUGUCAAACAAACAAGGAUCAUAUCUUUUUUUUUUUACCUUACAUGUUUAUAAUCUCAAUAUACAGAUUGUAUAUAUGUAAACAUUUGAUAAUGUCAAAAAUAGCUGUUAUAUGUAAGUGUAUUUUGCCAAAUGCCUAAAGAAACAGUCAUGACUAACAUCAUCACACUUCAGAUUUUCUAAUAUUACGAGCAGACAUCUUUGGAAAUACUGAAAGUACAGUACUGUAAAACUGUGUCUCUCAGAAACUGGUGUUUGACCAAAAUCUGUACUAUUUUUAACCAUCUUAUACUGUCUUGACAAUCUCAGUUGUACAGUAGACUGCAGAAACCGGUACAGCAGCACUUUGUCUUAAAUUAUCGUAAGAGGAACCAGCCAAAAUCCAUUGUUCAGUGAGAUGAGCACUGUAUCCUCUCACAGGUGUAAUCAAGAAUGAUUCAGCAGACAACAUAGUCUUUAAGUCAUGUGCAGCCCAAACUUACUGGACAUUUGGGAAUACUUCUAAGUAGUCAGUUCAGGAUGUGGUGAUGUGAAGUCUGUCUGGUGAGAGUUGCUGUGUAUUUUUGAUAGACCAUUUCAGACACUGUUUUAGAUGGCAAGGCAUAGCUUAUGAGAAGUAUAAGGAUUUCACUGCACUAGAUAAUAACAGUGCUGGGCAAGUGGCCAGUUUCAUUGCUGUCUUUUAAUUUUAUUUUUUUUUACUGGAAUCACCUUUACCAUGUGCUUGAAUGCUGUGCUUGCUGCCCCUGAAGACCCCUUGACAUUUUUUGGGGCAUUAAAUUGAGUACAAGUGAGUUUAACCUAAAAAGAAUAGGGUGGAGGGCAACAAAGCCUUUACCAUGGAGAUGUUGAUCUCCUGAGUCAGUGGAUGGUUAUAUUUCUAACACCUGAGACUUCUAAAGGUUGUUGUAAAACAAAUAUCUUCCGUUUGGGAAUUUUCAGUUAGUAAAGGAACUGGACCGUAUUAAAUCAAUGUAUAAUUCUCUGGCUUUCCAAAAUUGACCGAUUCCUAGCUUCGGGUAGCACCAUUGCAGAAUAAAACACCUGACUGUGGUGCAGUUGAAUACCUUGCCCAACAGCAGUGUGAUCAAUUAGAUAUUAUUGUAAUGGGAACAUCUGUGGUGUUUCUGAAUCUUCUACCUCUUUCAUGUAUUUCCUUUAAUAAGUGACCCCAACACUUGCAACCUUUUAAUAUAUUUUUUUAACUUUUACGUCUCUCAAUAAAGUUAGAUAUAUUAAGAUUAAACUAAGAAAUGUUUAAAGAUGUCAGCAAGUGUAAAGUAUGUAAGAUUUUUAGAAGCACUAUAUUUUAUGAUUAGGCUGUAUGUUGGAUUAUGGCAAAAUAUUGGCUUUGGUGUUCAAAUGAUUUUCCUUCACAGCUGACAGGUUCUGGUAAGUAUUUUGGAAAAAGACAAAUGUGAGUGCCAUUGGGUGCAGACAGACCAUCUGGAAGGAGCCAGUCACUUGUAAUUGCUUUAGGAAAAGGUUCUGCACUUUUAUGAAAGGUAAAUAUCCAUCAGCACUGAAGAAUAUUUUUGCAAAUAUUUACUUUGAGUGUAGAUAACUGGAUUAAAGAUAGUUGGUAGCAUGUAACUCAUGAAAUUAGGGUCUCAGCCAUAGUAACUUGAAAUCAGUAUGUCUUUUAUUGAUUUCACUGGACUUUAAGCAGGACUCUCAAGAAGUUCACCCACAUUAGGACAUUAUGCUAACCCUAUAGCCACUGUGUUACUCUGUUCCCUGGAAGCUAGUUUUCUCUCCCAUAUUUAUAUCUUGUCUUCAGUAACUGGACUGUUCAUCAUGUGCCUUUUAUGGUAUUUGUUUGGAUACAAACUGGUGUGUUAUUUUGAAUAAUUCUGUUAGAGUUCUGUGCUGAUCUUAUGUUUACCACUGUUUACUCUUCCCUUUCCAUUUUGCCUUACCAAGGAGCAGCAAGGUUUGGCAGACAGAACUGGAUAUAACAUACUGGCUCUUUGUGCAAUGUUCAUAGCCCCUUGUUUUGUGAACAAAUGGCUCUCCUGACUGUAUUUUCAAUGUAGUGGGUACUUCCAGCUUCUCUUUUGUUUUGGUAUAAUUUGUUUGUAGCAUAUGAUGGUACAGUUAUGUGUGUAGUGUACCUUUAACAGUCACCUUCAAAUCUGGAAAUAUGUAGUGACUGGAAGUCUAGUUAUGAGCACUAAGUUUAAGUUAAAUAAAUAUUGACUUUCACUUUGGUCUAGAGUGAGAAUAUCACAGGACUUGGAUUUUUGUAAAAUUCUGCUGCAGAGAAUUUUCUGUCAGGUUGGUAACUUGGGAAACCUUGUCAUUGCACAAAACCUGAACUGGCAGGGCUGUGUGAGCCUCCCAAGCCACUGGAGGUUGGAGAGAGAAGUUGUUUACUUACAGUCUGUCAUUUCCUACUUCUAAAAUGUAGUGUGUUGGAAAGCUGCCAGAUUAAUAACCUUGAAGAUUGCAAAUAUUUUUAUCCACUAUAGUUAGUUACACUGGCAUUAGCAAUAUAAAAUUGCUGCAUAAUACCUCAUCCAGACUAAAGUAGAGUACUUGUCACUAAGAUAGCUCAGUGAUUUUGACUCAUUGAGACUCAUGCUUUUAUUGUUUUAUUUUAAUUUUAAUAAAUGAACUAGUUAUUGCCAGCUACACUGCAGAUGCUUGUUGAAGUGGGGAUGUUAUCAGUUCUUCUCAAAUAGAAAUAAUUGUUCAUAUGAGCAUAGGACCUGCAGGAUGAGUUAUAGCUGGCUUUAUGUAUUUCAAUGUGGGAGAAGAAUCUUGCAUAAUUUAUAAUGAAAUUAGUAUGGCUAACUGAUGGAGACUGGAAAAUGCAGAUCAUAUCCGAAUAAUAACGUUGCACAGUGAUGCCACAGUCUAAUAAGUAAAAAUUUUCCUGCUAAUAUCUGUAUUUGUUGAUUCAAAAACUUAGUAAUCUCAGGCAAUAUACCAGAAAUGGUUGUGACUGAUAAUUUAUGUAUAAUUUUGUUAUAUUUAAGUAAUUAGAUUCAAGGAGAUUGUUAAUUUUGUACAGCCUACCUUUGCUUAAGUUGUGAACUUAAGCCACUACUUGCCAGUUAUCUGAUUUGAAGUGUGACUUUACUUUGAAGAUGGCUUCUUCCAAAUGAUUUAAGAGUUCCUGGUUUAUGAGAUGUUGAAUCUGCUGAACUGAUGCGCUCAUGAAAUAAUUUUGAUUGUGUUGAUGAACAAGUGGACUUUUGAGCUAUAUCCUGAAUUAAAAUCAGAAAGAAAUUGUGUCAA